GUAGCGUGCACGCACGUGUGUGCACAGUGACAGGACUGCGAUGCAUUCGGGCAAAAAGAACGAGCACGCCGGGCCGAUGUACUAUGCGUACGUCAGAUUUAUCGACGACGGUAAACGGCACAUUCUGCCCAUCAGCGACAUAAAAAACUUCACGCCGUCACACCUGAAGGAUUUCAGGCCAAAAAAGGUGUACGACGUGAAAUGGCAGGACGACGUGCAGGACGACUUCUUCGGCGCCCAAGUUGUUAAGCUGUUCGAGACGUAUGAAGCAGCACACGAGGAAACCUCAAGAAAGAGGUUACCGGUUCCUCCUGUGGAAGUAUCGUCAUCUAGUGGCAAUGACAGCAAUGAAGACACCCCGGACCCCCCAAGGCGGGAGAAUGCUACAAGCAGACUGAAGGCUAAACAGCGCGCACAGCUGCUGGAUUCACACUCUAGCACCGAUGAUGACAUGAUGUCAACAUCAGAAGCAGCAAGGCUCAGGAAAGAAAAUCUUGAUUUAAAGAAAGAAAACAAGCAGCUAAGACAUCUAAACAUGCGUCUUCAGAAGAUUGUGACUGAGAAGCUGUUUCUAUGCAAUUCAUCAGACCAUAGACAGAAGCAGAUGAAAGAAGGCACCUUGCUGCAACCAUUUGCAAGCCCACUUAAAAAGCCAGAGCAACAGAGUGCACCACCCCCUGAGCGAACACAAAAUGAAGUUUGUGCAACAGCCAGAUGCAAGGAUGCAGCAGUCAAAGAUGGCAAGUGUAUUAACUGUGACAUUACCAAACUCAUGAAAACUAGCAGUCAGUGUUUUAACUGUUCUCUAAAUUUUUGCAUUCUUCUCUUGCCAGAUGCACAAAACAUGGCCUCUGUAGCCGACCAAGACAGCAAUGGUGCUGGGACCCUCAGUCUGGGAGCCGCAGUAGCUGGCACUCCCACACGUGUGCUGUUCGAGGAAAUCGAUGGCCAGGUUUUCAUCAGCAAAGAUAUUUGGCUGACGGUCACCGAUUUUAAUUUUCUAAUGGCUGCCCGAAACGAUUCGAUAUUUGUGCGGGAUGCUGCAACAAAAAUAUUCUCGACUGCUGGGCUCAUGGGACGCAGCGUGACAGGCAGACCAUCAAACCGCACUAAGGGGGACCCAAAGCCUCCGCUGGACAGUGGCAAACUCAGUGCACUGAAAGAUUUCUUUCAUCACUUCGUAAGCGCCUCUCCCAAGGGUCAGUCGGCUGAACAAAUAAAGGAGAGAAGUAAGAAGUUUGGCCGCCACCUUGCAGGGAAGCUGGCUGAUGUUCAGUCGGUGGCAAACUAA
Rhipicephalus sanguineus (brown dog tick) is the source of this 1291-nucleotide messenger RNA. RefSeq lists its product as uncharacterized. NCBI's taxonomy places the organism in Eukaryota, Metazoa, Arthropoda, Arachnida, Ixodida, Ixodidae. Gene Ontology annotation, molecular function: DNA binding. The transcript is spliced from 7 exons. Bases 41 to 1291 code for a protein of 416 amino acids. The record is from RefSeq and is a predicted model, not a curated record. Gene Ontology annotation, biological process: negative regulation of DNA-templated transcription.